Messenger RNA from Tympanuchus pallidicinctus (lesser prairie-chicken), 1990 nucleotides. RefSeq lists its product as uncharacterized. The record is from RefSeq and is a predicted model, not a curated record. The coding region runs from base 374 to 1780 and encodes 468 amino acids. Gene Ontology annotation, molecular function: phospholipid binding; calcium ion binding. The transcript is spliced from 12 exons. NCBI's taxonomy places the organism in Eukaryota, Metazoa, Chordata, Aves, Galliformes, Phasianidae. Gene Ontology annotation, biological process: negative regulation of T cell proliferation; arachidonate secretion; phospholipid metabolic process.
CCACACGCUGGUUGUACCAGAUUUGGCGAAGAUUGCAUGGGAAAGACUGAAGAGCAAUCAACUGAAGGGCUGCAGAGGACAAGCUGCUAACAGUACUCACUAGCUACACUGCCAAGGUUGGAGCACCGUGUCUGUAGCCGAGCCUCCACCUGACCAGAUAUCUUUAGGGCACACUUGUAUCCCUACAGCAAGCAAGGUUUCCUGGUUUUGUGCAAGGGGCACCAGCAAGGGACAGGGGGAGGAUCUCUCCCCUCUUUAUCCAUAUAAAGCAAACCCGCCAAGCCCCAGAGCCGCAGGGAGAGGAGGGUGGGAUUUUAUUGCCCCCAUUUCAUCACCAGUCCCAGAGUGCUGCUCGCCGCCCUCUUCCUCCAUCAUGAAGAUGAGGAAUCUCCUGCUUGCCCUGCUGCUGGCUUACGGGCUGCCUCCGGCGCGUGGCAGCUUGCUGGAGCUGGAGCGCAUGAUCAGAGUGACCACAGGGAAGAGUGCCCUGCUCUCCUAUAGCUGGUAUGGGUGCUUCUGCGGCAUCGGGGGCAGAGGGACCCCAGUGGACCCCACUGACACCUGCUGCCAUGCCCACGACUGCUGCUACAGGCAGCUGCGAGAGAGCAGCUGCAGCCCCCUGAUAACCCCGUACCAAUUCGAUGUCACCGAUGGGGACAUCAGCUGCGGUGAUGAGCAAAGCUGGUGCAAGAGAGAGACCUGCCUGUGUGACAGGGCCAUGGCUUCGUGCUUUGCCAGUGCUCUGCCUUCCUACAACGUGUCCUACCGCUUCUACUUCAAGCUGAGGUGCAGAGGGAGCUCGUCGCCGGCUGCUGGGAGCCUCUGGCAGCUGCAGCAGGUGGUCACAAAGCUGACGGGGAAAAACGCCGUGCUGCAUUACUCCUUCUAUGGCUGCUACUGCGGUGUAGGGGGCCGCGGGCAGCCCAAGGAUGCCACAGACAGAUGCUGCCAGCUGCACGAUGCCUGCUACGACGGCCUCCAGAAGUACCACUGCAACGCCAAGCAGCAGCACUAUCAGUACAGCUGGCGCAGCGGCCGCCUCACCUGCAGUGCAAGCGAGAGGAAGAUGAAGGUCCUGCUGAUGCCGGCGCUGCUGCUCGCCUGCGGCAUGCUCGCAGCUCGUGGGAAGCACCCGCACACGUUUGCUCCGGGGCUGGAAGGGAGCACCGUGGGAAACCUGACUGCCCAUGGCUGUGGCUCGGGCUGGGGCCGUGGUCGCGCUGCCUUCAUGGACAGGUGCUGCCUGCUCCGUGCCUGCUGCUACGCCAAGCUGGCCGCACGCCGCUGCCGCGUGGGACAGACCCAACGCCUCGCCGUGCCCCAGCCGGGGGUCCCUGCCUGCAGGGGUUCUCUUUCCAACGCCACUAACAGCGUGUCUCCAGUUGCAGGGCUGGCCCCCGCGGGCUGCAACGUGGCUCAGUUUGCUUCCAUGAUUAAAGAAAAGACUGGGAAGUCUGCACUGUCCUACAACGGCUACGGCUGCCACUGCGGACUUGGGGGAUCCAAGAGGCCGGUGGAUGCAACAGACUGGUGCUGCCAUGCCCACGACUGCUGCUACAAGAAGUUGUCAUCCUUGACCUGCGUUCCCCACCUUGUCCUUUACACAGUCUCCAUCAAGGGAGGCCAGAUCACAUGCGGAUCUGGGAAUUCAUGCCAAAAAGGUACCUGUGAGUGUGACAAGGCGGCAGCAGAGUGUUUCAAGAGGAACCUCAAAACCUUCAACAAAAGCUACCAGAAUUAUUUAAACUUCAAGUGCAAGGGCUCACUUCCCUCUUGCUAGAGAUGCCAGACUCAAAACCUGAUGGAAGUGCUCUAAAUUGAGAUUCUCUUCCUGCAGUGAGAUGGAGCAAGGCACAACUCCAGACCUGCUCCACCAAAAAGGCACUUGGAACCUCUCCGCCAACCCUGCCAGACCCUGAAUUGGUGCACAAGGAAAGCUUGCUCCUCAGAAUUAAAUAAAUCAAAAAAUCUUUGCAAAUAAAAAUAAUUU